UUGAGAGGCGUAGCUGAAACUGAUUUGUCUUGUAUGUGGGAGAGUAUUCCUUCUGUUCCUGUCACGACUAUGUUUUUUAGGUGUUUUAUGAGUGCCUAACACAGUCACAAAUGGCUGAAGUAAUACCCGUCGGCUCCCCCUUGCUCUUGCCAUCCGUCAUGAACGCCAUCUUCCAGGCUCCGGAGGACUCGUGCACCGCCGCUGCCAGCCCUCCCGCGGACCCUCAGAGCGGGGAGGACUACUUGUUUCUGGAAACCACGCAUCCCAACACAGUCCUACGGGGCCUGAACAGCAUGCGGCUGAACAAAGCCUUCUGUGACGUGACUCUGUGCUGUGGAGGACAGGAGUUCCCUUGCCAUCGCAUUGUACUUGCAUCCUUUAGCUCCUACUUCCAGGCAAUGUUUUCAGCUGACUUGCUGGAGUCCAAGCAGGAACGUGUUGCCAUUAAUGGAGUUGAGCCCCAGAUGGUUGGCAAGCUGGUGACCUAUGCCUACACAUCUCAGAUCUUCAUCACUAAAGCAAAUGUACAAGCGCUUCUGGCAGCGGCCAAUUUAUUGGACGUGAUGGCUGUGCGAGAGGCUUGCUGUCACUUCAUGGAGCGUCAGAUGGACGAGACAAACUGUGUGGGAAUUCACUGCUUUGCUGAGGCCCAUUCCUGUAAGGUGCUGGAGAAACGCAGUAUGGAGUACAUUCUGGAGAACUUCAGCACUGUUUAUCAACAGGAAGAGUUCUUGUCUCUCUGUGUGGACAAACUUACAGAAAUUAUCUCUAGCGACCUUCUCGAUGUUCCUAAAGAGGAGAUGGUGUUUGAGGCCGUCAUGCUGUGGUUGAAUAAAUGUCCUUCUCGUAGGCAGGGAUUUGAAAAGGUGCUUGAGCACAUCCGCCUGCCUCUCAUCAGCCCUUACUACCUCCAUGACCUAAUCGAGUCUUUAGAUGUUGUAAAAGAGAACCAGGCUUGUCAGAAGCUCAUUUCUGAGGCCAAGGACUACCUGCUGCUGAAGGAUCGCCGAGGAGAGCUCUACAGCUCCCGAGCAAGGCCACGUAGAUCCACAGGCUUUCUCCCUUUAAAUCUCCCAUCGAAGCCAGAUGGUUAUGCUGAUGAUGGAUUUUCCAACCUGAGGUUAUGGAUGUCUGCUACUACUGCGGCAUUACCCUACACCUACUAUGUGCUCCUCUUUGGAACUGUUGCUGUAAUAGUAACUGUUGGCGGGGAAGACGACAAGGUGGUGCUGCGCAGUGUCGAGAGUUUUGAUCCCACGACAAACAUUUGGAAGAACCUAGCAUGCCUUCCCUUCGCAGUCAGCAAACAUGGGCUUGUCGUCUCAGACUCUACUCUGUAUUUGGCGGGGGGAGAGUUUCCUGAUGGCUCAGCAAGCAGAGAGAUGUGGCGUUAUGACCCCUGCUUUGACUCCUGGAUGGAGAUGGCUCCCAUGAAUGUAGCUCGCUCCGAGUUGGGUCUGGUCAUGCUGGAUGGCUUUGUUUACGCCGUCGGGGGAUGGGAGGGCCGAGGUCGUCUGGACUCGGUGGAGUGCUACAAUCCCCACACAAACUCCUGGCAGUUCACACCGUCAGUAAAAAUGGCCGUUACCAGUCCUGCAGUGGUGGCCCUGGAUGGUCUGCUAUAUGUUACUGGUGGUGCAGUUCUUGAGGAUGGAGACGGCACUGACCUUGCCCAAGUUUACAACCCAAAAACCGCAGUGUGGACGGAGGUCGCUCCAAUGCAGAUCGCACGCUCGGGUUCAGCUGCUUGUACGCUUAAAGGAAAGCUUUACGUUAUUGGUGGAUGGCAUGCCUCUACAGAGAACACAGAUAAAGUCGAGUGUUUCAACCCAAAGACCAACCAGUGGACUAUGUGCGCUCCAAUGAAGGAACGCCGCUACCGGCCAGGGGCGGCCGUAGUGGACGGAAAGAUUUAUGUCUUAGGAGGCGAAGAGGGUUGGGACAGAUAUCAUGACACUAUUGAGCGGUACUGUGAAGAAACUGAUACUUGGGAGAUUGUUGGGGAGAUGCCUACCAGUCGCAGCUGGCUCAGCUGUGCGUCUCUCCAGCUGAGGAAGAAUGUCCACAUGUGCAGCCGUCCUGGUACACCAAGCGAAACAGGACAAUGAAGGGAGACCCUGCUGUGGUUUUUAAUCUUUUGCACACUUAAUGUCAGUGUUCUAUCAUGCUUAAAAGGUGUUGAGGCUUCCCAACCAAGAAGUCUGACAAAAUGGUGAAUUUUCAUGUGGGAUCCAGACAAAAAUGCCUUAUGGAGUUACCCUGGGGCACUUGGGUUACUCCAGGAUAUUUUCAUACAGGAUCUCAAGUUACUGCGCCCCACGGUCUAGUCUGCAGUUGGAACUCGUGCUCUGUUUAAUGUUGAUGUAUUUAAGGUACCCUUGUUAUGUCUGGGCACCUCAAACUGAAGAUGUUCCUGCCCAACACAGUGUAUUUUUCUAUUGUAAUGUAUUUUGAAGAUAACCAGUCUAAAGAUGGUAAACUUCUGUGGGAUCUAUUAUAUUGUGAAUAUUUUUAAAGCUUGCCUGUGGGAGAAAAUGAUAACCUGUGAGCAGUCUUUUGAAAUUGAACUUUCUACUUUAAAAUUAUUGUCUUUUCAAUCUGUGAUGUGUAGAAUAUAUUUUUGUAAUGUUGUGAGUCCUUCAUGUUGGUGAAUUUCUGAAGAGUUCAUUUACAGUGAAUAAAUAGUUUUAUUAUAAA
Messenger RNA from Poeciliopsis prolifica (blackstripe livebearer), 2697 nucleotides. Its product is annotated as kelch-like protein 20. Gene Ontology annotation, molecular function: protein binding. Lineage: Eukaryota; Metazoa; Chordata; Actinopteri; Cyprinodontiformes; Poeciliidae. Bases 111 to 2108 code for a protein of 665 amino acids. The record is from RefSeq and is a predicted model, not a curated record. The transcript is spliced from 13 exons.